GUAUUAUAAUCUGAAUUACUCGCUAUCAUGUUUGUUUGAAAUUCGCACGUUUCUUAUCACGUUAUCAACACAUCAGCUGGUCAAAAUGAUCUUGAAAUUGAUCAAUCACAACUUUGACGUCAUGGUCAUUCGUAUUUUUAAGCCAACUCUCGAAUAGGUUAAGUCUCCCAAUUAAAAGUUCUGUCCUCCUCGUUCAAUUGAAGUUUAAUUUCCUUAAAACCAUGGCAAACAUUAUUCCAACAAUGAUAAGAAAGUUUGCAAAUCCUAAGGUGAUUUCCUCGCUCCCAGCAGCCACAGUGGCUAGAAGAACUCACUUCACGUAUGUUGCCGAUAAGGAAGCACCCGUGGAUGGGCCUACGACGAAAAUGAAUAUGUUCCAGGCUAUCAACAAUGGAUUGGAUUUAGCCUUGGAAGUGGAUCAAUCAGCCUUGCUGUUUGGCGAAGAUGUUGCCUUCGGAGGAGUCUUUCGGUGUUCCAUUAAUUUGCAGAAAAAAUACGGCGCGGAUCGAGUGUUUAACACGCCACUUUGUGAACAAGGAAUUGCAGGAUUCGCUAUUGGUGUAGCGAAUGCUGGAGCAACAGCUAUCGCCGAGAUACAGUUCGCUGAUUAUAUAAUGCCUGCAUUCGACCAAAUUGUCAAUGAAGCAGCAAAAAUGCGUUAUCGAAGCGGAAACCUUUUCGAUUGUGGCUCAUUAACCAUUCGUGCUCCGUGUGGAGCAGUCGGCCAUGGUGCCUUGUACCAUUCGCAAAGUCCAGAAGCAUAUUUUGCACAUACUCCUGGAUUGAAAAUCGUCAUUCCACGUGGUCCUAAUAAAGCUAAAGGGUUGCUGCUGGCAUGCAUCAAGGAAAAGGAUCCAUGUUUAAUAUUCGAACCGAAAACUUUAUAUCGUGCUGCAGUUGAAGAGGUUCCCGUUGCACCUUAUGAAUGCCAAAUAGGAAAAGCUGACAUUCUACGUUCGGGAGCGGAUGUAACUUUGGUUGGAUGGGGAACUCAAGUGCAUGUUUUACUAGAGACCGCUGAUAUGGCUAAGAAAGAACUUGGAGUUAAUGCUGAAGUCAUUGAUUUAGUAUCAAUUCUACCUUGGGAUAAAGAAACAAUCUGUAACUCUGUGAAGAAAACUGGUCGUGUUAUCAUCGCCCAUGAAGCUCCGAAAACAUCCGGAUUCGGAGCAGAAUUAGCUGCUACUAUACAAGAGGCUUGCUUUUUACACUUGGAGGCGCCAGUGCAACGUGUAACAGGAUGGGACACACCAUUCCCUCAUGUGUAUGAGCCAUUUUACUUGCCUGAUAAAUAUCGCUGCUUGGAUGCCAUUAAGAAAGUAAUCAAAUACUAGAGAAGACCUUUUGGAAAUUGUGACAAGGAACGUAACGGAUGCAUUUAUUUUGAAUAAUUUUAAACUUAUGAAACUUUAUUAAAUGGGUAAAGCAAUAUUUUUUCUCAAUGUAUAUAUUUUUCCUAGGAGACGGCCAUAGCCCGCAUUACAAAUAAUAAAAUAAAA
This is a messenger RNA of Hermetia illucens (black soldier fly), 1499 nucleotides long. RefSeq names its product 2-oxoisovalerate dehydrogenase subunit beta, mitochondrial (gene BckdhB). The transcript is spliced from 4 exons. Lineage: Eukaryota; Metazoa; Arthropoda; Insecta; Diptera; Stratiomyidae. The record is from RefSeq and is a predicted model, not a curated record. Gene Ontology annotation, biological process: response to nutrient; branched-chain amino acid catabolic process. Gene Ontology annotation, molecular function: catalytic activity. The coding region runs from base 222 to 1334 and encodes 370 amino acids.